AUGCCCCUUCUUGACCACCGUUCAACAAUCUCAUAUGGCACCCUCGAUCAGAUGGAGCAAAACAAUCCAGAGGCGGAGGAACGCCUCCUCCCGGCGGGAUAUGAAGCUGAAGGAAAUGAUAGUGAAGUAGAGUCUUUGGUGGAUUCGGUUCAGGAUGGUGUCCGGAAGAUUGAAGCAAUCAAUCUGACAUGGACAACGCGAUCGUUGAUCAUCGCAUAUAUCAGCAUCUUUCUCAUGGCAUUUUGUACUUCUCUUGAGGGCCAGACUGUGAUGUCCCUCUCGGCCUAUGCGACCAGUGCUUUUAGCAAGCACUCUCUGAUUUCCACGGUAUUGGUUGUUCAGAAUGUGGUUAACGCUGUCAUCAAGCCCCCUAUGGCCAAGGUGGCCGACGUGUUCGGACGAUUCGAAGCAUUCUGUGUUAGCAUUUUGAUCUACGUCCUCGGAUAUAUCCAGAUGGCUGCGUCGACCAACGUCCAGACUUACGCGUCUGCUCAGAUCUUCUACUCUGCCGGCUCUACCGGUCUUCAAAUCCUUCAGCAGGUGUUCAUUGCCGACAGCAGUAGUCUACUCAACCGUGCGAUACUGGCGCUCUUGCCCGAGCUCCCAUUUCUUGUUACGGUCUGGAUUGGACCAACAAUCGCGGAUGCGGUGCUUGAGCAUGCAUCAUGGCGUUGGGGUUAUGGAAUGUGGUCGAUCCUCCUGCCGGCCUCAUUUCUUCCUUUGGCACUCUCGCUGUUGUUCAACCAACGCAAGGCUAGACGACUGAAUCUGAUCAAGCCCCGGCACCCGCAUCGACGGGGGCUCUGUGCCAUUAUUCGGCAUACGUGGUACGACCUCGACAUGUUCGGGCUGAUUUUGCUAUCUACGGCGGUGACCUUGAUUUUGGUCCCCCUCACCCUUGCUGCUAGUGUCAAGAACGGUUGGGAGAAUGGCAGCAUCAUCGCGAUGAUCGUGAUUGGUCUGCUCUGUCUCUCUGUUUUGCCGGCCUGGGAGACCUCGAAGAAACUCGCUCCCAAGCCUUUGCUAUCUCUGCACCUUCUCAAACAACAAACGGUGCUCGCUGGGUGUACCCUGGCCUUCUUUUAUUUUAUGGCGUUCUACUUCUCGGUCCAGCCCUACCUUUAUUCCUACCUGCAGGUUGUCCAGGACUAUGAUGUCGCCACAGCUGGCCGGGUGACCCAAACCUUUGCGUUUACAUCCACCAUUGCUGCCUUCUCCGUAUCGCUGCUGAUCAAAUAUACUCGGCGGUACCGUAUCUAUGUGACCAUCGGCUGCGUGAUCUACAUGUGCGGAAUCCUGUUGAUGUUGCUUUACCGUAAGGAAGGCAGCUCGCCGGCACAGAUCUUGGGAACCCAGAUUGUUGUUGGCAUGGGUGGCGGACUGCUCAAUGUUCCUGUGCAAUUGGGUGUUCAAGCGUCUGCCAGCCAUCAGGAGGUUGCUGCUGCCACGGCAAUGUUUCUAACAUCCAUGGAGAUGGGUGGCGCAGUUGGAGCUGCGAUUUCGGGAGCUGUUUGGACCCAUCAUAUUCCACGGAAACUCCUACUUUACCUCCCCGACGAGUUCAAAGGCGAUGCGGGUGAAAUAUUUGGGAAGUUAACCAAGGCAUUGUCUUAUCCGAUGGGAUCACCAGCCCGAAUUGCCAUCAAUCGCUCAUACCAGGAGACAAUGAACAAGCUUUUGGUUUUGGCGUUCGUUGCAACGAUUCCGUUGAUUCCGUUGAGUCUACUGAUGACCAACUACAGAUUGGAUAAGAUGAGCGAAACGCCGCACCAUGAGCCGGUCCCGGUUGAGGAACCAGAGGCCGAAGGACGCUCGAAACAGACCUAG
Messenger RNA from Aspergillus sclerotioniger CBS 115572, 1827 nucleotides. It is a transcript of the gene mirC, whose product is annotated as siderochrome-iron transporter MirC. Gene Ontology annotation, molecular function: siderophore-iron transmembrane transporter activity. The transcript is spliced from 5 exons. The coding region runs from base 1 to 1827 and encodes 608 amino acids. The record is from RefSeq and is a predicted model, not a curated record. Gene Ontology annotation, biological process: siderophore transmembrane transport. NCBI's taxonomy places the organism in Eukaryota, Fungi, Ascomycota, Eurotiomycetes, Eurotiales, Aspergillaceae.